UCCCGUGUAAACUUAUCCAACAGUAAUCUUUCUUCUGAUAUUUUGGAUUUGCAUAUUACAAGUAUGAUGACAAUGGGGGAACCGUGUUUAUUUUUCCAGGUGACGCACCUGAAGCUAGACAACAACUUACUGCGUGAUAUACCCGAAAUCCUGGGGAAUUUGACUAGCCUGACGUGUCUCGACCUCAGCAACAAUUCUAUUUCGCAGGUGGGUGAUUCUGUUAUUAACCUUACAGCCCUCAACAAACUUAUUCUCAGGAAUAAUGAGCUAUCAGAAGAAGGACUUCCUAAGGAUAUGAUAGCGCUCAGAAACUUGAAAACUUUAAAUCUAUCAGGUAACCGUUUGACCUGCGUACCACCACAGCUUCUUGAUCUAGCUGGGCUAAGGAAUCUGUUUCUGGGAGCUAAUCAGAUUACAGAGAUUACACCUGCCAUCAACAGGCUCAGACGACUGCGAUUGUUGUAUCUCGGUGGUAAUCAACUGGAAACUCUGCCCCACGAGAUCGGAGAUUUGAAACAAAUGCACGUUUUACUUUUGAGUGAUAACAAACUUCGUCGGUUGCCAGAGUCGAUCUGCAGUCUUAGAAAACUUCAAUGCUUGCAGCUUCAUAGGAAUUGUUUGACCACACUUCCACACGGUCUCAUCCAUGUCAAAUCUUUGGCUGAACUUUCACUCAGGGAAAAUCCUUUAGUUAUGAGAUUCAUUCGUGAUAUGGAAUACCAGCCAGCCAGCCUACUGGAAAUAGCAGGCAGAGUUGUUAAGCAAAAUAAGAUUCCCUACGAAGAUAACGAUUUACCUGCCUCCUUACACAGCUACUUAACCUGCGCACAUGAAUGUGUUAACCCAAGCUGCAGAGGAGUUUAUUUUGAUCACAGGGUUGAGCAUGUGAAAUUCUCCGAUUUUUGUGGCAAAUAUAAGGUUCCUUUGCUCCAAUAUCUGUGCAGUCCCAGAUGCCGAGAGCAGUUGCCAGAAUAUCGGGAUUGUGAAGUGGAAGACGAGCUGGCCGAAAAAUCACAGCGUCUCAAAAGAGUUUUACUGGGCUGAAACAAUUCAUCAUAAUAAUUCAAGAAAAUGCUUGAAUAAAUGUUAAAUACAAA
Molecule: messenger RNA, 1097 nt
Organism: Eurytemora carolleeae
Lineage: Eukaryota; Metazoa; Arthropoda; Copepoda; Calanoida; Temoridae
Product: leucine-rich repeat-containing protein 58
Molecular function (GO): protein binding
Source: RefSeq, a predicted model, not a curated record